AUGUCCAUCAUCGAAAGCACGAACCCCGCCAUCUACAUCUUCGCCGAGACGCGCCACGACCGCGGCCUCGGACCACCAUCUACGCGCCCUUUGAGCCAUGAAUGGCUCACCAUUCUGGUCAAUGGUGUCACUGACACAGUGAUUCUCAUGCUUCCGUACACUCAAGCCGCACUGAACACGGUUGACCACCCUCGCGCCGACGCGUGGCUCUCCAUAGUACGCGGACCGAAGCUUCGUCAAUGCAGCCUCCGCGACGACCAGAACGGGCUGCUCCUGCAGCUUGUUCUCGCAUACAGCGCGUUUGUGAAGAACUCCCCAGCCGUUCAAAACGUCGACUUCCACCUGUUCGUCGACACCCUAUCCCUCUUCAUAGGAGAACUCGAUGCCCACGACUCUGCGGACCCGCUCUUGUUCGCGAUGAGCGUAUUCAUGCUCGAUAUCAUCCCUGAGGUCAUAUAUCCGGACCAAGAUUUACUGGCUUGUGCACGCGCUGCACUCGCGGCCUUGGAAGAUGACGCCAACGUCUCACCCGUCCUCGCGUCUGAGCCCGUCCUCACGUUCGAGCCCACCCUCGCGUUCGAACCCGCCCUUGCGUCCAUGCCCACCCUCGCAUCUGCGCCCACGCCCGCAUCUGCCCUCGUGUCCGCGCCCACACCUUCAUCCUCAUCCACAUCCACCCUCACGCCCGCACCCGCCCUCACCCUCGGCUCUGCACUCACGCUCGCGCUCGCGCCCGCGUCUAAUCUGGCGCCCACGCCCACCCUCACGUCUGCACCCACCCUCGCGACCGUCCUUGCGCCUGCCCUUGCGCUCACCGCAACUCUCACACCCACGCCCGCUGCAACCCUCACGCCUGGCGCACCUGCCACAAACCUCACGCCUGUGCCCACACGCGUCCUCGUGACAGUGUCCACCAUCGCGCCUGCGCCUGCCAUCGCGCCCAACAGCGAGCACUCAGGCGUGCCCGCUUUAACCACUGCAGUUCGCACGCGUUUCAACGACGCGAUGGAAGCUGCGUACAUGGGGAGCGAGUGGGUUGCAGUGGCGAGGGAGGAUGCGGGUGAGGACUCUGACGGGUCUCUGCCACCACUGCGCACCCCGUCCGACUCAGACGACGAGUCUGACAAGUACGAAGAUGAUGGCUGGUGA
Molecule: messenger RNA, 1149 nt
Organism: Epithele typhae
Lineage: Eukaryota; Fungi; Basidiomycota; Agaricomycetes; Polyporales; Epitheliaceae
Exons: 3
Coding region: 1-1149 (382 amino acids)
Source: RefSeq, a predicted model, not a curated record